Messenger RNA from Oreochromis aureus, 627 nucleotides. Its product is annotated as interferon a3-like. Gene Ontology annotation, cellular component: extracellular region. Gene Ontology annotation, molecular function: cytokine receptor binding. The record is from RefSeq and is a predicted model, not a curated record. The transcript has 5 exons. Bases 1 to 549 code for a protein of 182 amino acids. Lineage: Eukaryota; Metazoa; Chordata; Actinopteri; Cichliformes; Cichlidae. Gene Ontology annotation, biological process: defense response; response to exogenous dsRNA.
AUGCUGAACAGGAUUCUCUUUGCUUGCCUGUUUCUUGCUCUGUCCACUGAAGGCUCCUCGCUAAGCUGCAGAUGGAUGGAUCAUAAAUUCAGACAGCACAACGAAGAAACUCUGAAUCUACUUGAUACCAUGGCUAAAAAUGUCACUAACACCACUGAAGUGGAGGUCACCGUGGCCUUUCCUAAUCACCUGUACCGCCAGGUUUCCAAAUCAUCAGCUGAGGAUAAACUGGUUUUCACAGUUCAGGUUCUGGAGGAGGUGGCUGCCCUGUUUGAGGAGGAUCACAGCUCUGCAUCAUGGGAGGACAGCACAGUGAGGAACUUUCUCAAUAUUGUCAACAAACAGGCUGAAGAGCUUCACUCCUGUAUUGGGAGCCACGGUCACAAGAAGAAAACCACAAAGCUGCACAUGUAUUUUAAGAGACUCUCACAUCAUAUCUUAAAGGAAAUGGGUCACAGUGCUGAAGCCUGGGAGGUGAUCAGGAAGGAAACCAAAGCCCAUCUAAUGAGAGCAGAACAGCUGGCUUCAUCUCUGCACACUGCCCACUAAAACCUGUCUGUUGUCAUGUCUGUGAUGACGGCUGUGUUCUUUUAAUUGCUUGUCUAUUUAUUUUAUUUAUUUAUUUAU